AUGACGGGCCAAACGCGGUUUGGAGUGAAAGACAAGUUAGCACAGAGAUAUGUUGGACCGUAUGAGAUCCUUGAGAAAAUUAACCCUGUGACGUAUCGGGUAGCCUUACCACCAAUUAUGGAACAUAUGCAUGGCGUCUUUCAUGUCUCAAUGUUACGGGAUUACUUACGAGAUCCAUUACACGUUAUUGAGCCAACACAUGUGCUUUUAAAAGACGACUAUACCUAUGAGGAUAGGCCAAUUCAGAUCUUUAAAGCUACAAUGGAUAUUGAUUCAAACAAUAAUUCAUUCAAUGAGAGUAAGGAAGUUGAAGAACAAGAGAACAAUCCUUCAUUAAAUGAGAAUGAUGAAGUUGAAGAACCUAAUAAGGAGAUGUAUUUUACGUCAAAGUAA
Camellia sinensis is the source of this 393-nucleotide messenger RNA. The record is from RefSeq and is a predicted model, not a curated record. Lineage: Eukaryota; Viridiplantae; Streptophyta; Magnoliopsida; Ericales; Theaceae.